CUGUCCCCCCUCAGGCCGCCAUGACCAAGCUGGGGCAGUGGCUCUUUGGGCUGGCCCUGCUGGGCUCAGCCUGGGCUGCUCUGGCCCUGGCCCCGCCGGGGCUGCCGGCGCCGCUCCGCCAGGCCCUGCUGCCCCUGCCCGUCUACCUGCUGGUGGCCUUCGGCUGCUACUCGCUGGCCACCGUGGGCUACCGCCUGGCCACCUUCAACGACUGCGAGGAGGCGGCGGCCGAGCUGCAGGAGCACAUCAGGGCGGCCCGGGCAGACCUGCGGCGACAGGGGCUGCGCCUGUGACAGCAACAAAACCUGGGGACAGCGGCUGUGACAGCAACAAAACCCAGGGACAGCGGCUGUGACAGCAACAAAACCCAGGGACGGCGGUUGUGACAGCAACAAAACCCAGGGACGGCGGCUGUGACAGCAAUAAAACCCAGGGACGGCGGCUC
This is a messenger RNA of Empidonax traillii (willow flycatcher), 445 nucleotides long. Its product is annotated as dolichol-phosphate mannosyltransferase subunit 3-like. Gene Ontology annotation, biological process: GPI anchor biosynthetic process. The coding region runs from base 21 to 293 and encodes 90 amino acids. The transcript has a single exon. The record is from RefSeq and is a predicted model, not a curated record. Lineage: Eukaryota; Metazoa; Chordata; Aves; Passeriformes; Tyrannidae. Gene Ontology annotation, cellular component: dolichol-phosphate-mannose synthase complex; endoplasmic reticulum membrane.